Molecule: messenger RNA, 971 nt
Organism: Musa acuminata subsp. malaccensis (wild Malaysian banana)
Lineage: Eukaryota; Viridiplantae; Streptophyta; Magnoliopsida; Zingiberales; Musaceae
Product: calmodulin-2
Molecular function (GO): calcium ion binding
Source: RefSeq, a predicted model, not a curated record
UUUUUAAGCGGCCUUUGUCGACGACGGGAAGGAGUGCGAGUGGGAAAGCAUCGGAUGCUCUCCUUGGCUUUGCUUUCCAGAUAAUCUCGUUGGGGUUCGGCCUCAUCCCCCCCCCCCCCCUCUCCUCCUCCUCCUCUAUAAGAAUUCGCGACAGCCUCCGUCGGCGAUCGACACCAAAACCCCUCGUCGAUGGCGGACCUGCUGGCGCCCGAGCAGAUCGCGGAGUUCAAGGAGGCCUUCAGCCUCUUCGACAAGGACGGGAACGGUCACAUCACAACUAAGGAGCUUGGAAAUGUGAUGCGAACACUGGGACAGAAUCCUACAGAGGCAGAGCUACAGGAUAUGAUCAAUGAGGUGGAUGCCGAUAGGAGUGGAACCAUUGAUUUUAAAGAGUUCCUUAACCUGAUGGCACACAAGAUGAAUGCUGGCUCAGAGGAGGAGCUUAAGGAGGCUUUUCGGGUAUUUGACAAGGAUCAGAAUGGGUUCAUUUCUGCUGUUGAGCUUCGCAAUGUAUUGGUCAAUCUUGGAGAGAAACUGACUGAUGAGGAGAUUAAUGAGAUGAUGCAUGAGGCUGAUACCAAUAAUGAUGGCCAAAUCGAUUAUAAGGAGUUCAUAAAAGUCAUGAAUGCAAAACGAAGACCAGGUGAGGGGAGUGAUAGCAAGAAGGCUGAGACCAGUCCUCGUCACUCGAAGCACAGCGGCGACGAUCCUCCAUCAAAGUGCAGCCAAGUCUGCUCGAACUGCACUGUUCUCUAAUCGACCUGUGUGGGGCAUCCUUACUGGAGACAUGGAAUGAGUGAGUGACAUGGUGUUAUGUUCUGUAUGUAUUUAACAUUGCUUGGUACCAUAAAUGAAUUCCUCUUCCCUGUGAGUAGACAUAUUUACUGUAUCACACUAUAAAAGCCAUAUUGUUUAUAUCAUAUGUAUUUGCAAAUAUUUUCAUCUGAUUCUGCUUCUUCCUUCUUGUUGUA